GUUAGACUGUCCAAUCAAAAGCAGUUUUACUUUUCUCCGAUCUGUCAUACCAGUUUGACAUGCCAGCACCCCCUGAAAAAAAUAUCAAAAGUUAAUACCAAAAUAUGGCACAGUACAAGCAACAGCAAAAUCGUUUCUAUAAUGAAAGAGGGUUUCAGCCAGAUGAGGAAUUGUCAGAAAUUUUGACAAAGUUAUGGAAUUUAGAUGACAACAAAUGUUACCCGGACAAAGACUUUACUAUAGAUCUCCAGAGAUAUGUAUCCUAUCACCGACGAGAAGAUCAGUCCAGCGAGCCUUUAUUCCAGUGGCUGGAUGAGUCAGUGUUUGAAAGAGAAACAUACCGAACAUUUAGAGCGUUAUUGAACAAUUAUGAGAUGCAGUGUGGGGAAGCGGAAGUGGUGACACGAGAGGAGAUUAUGGAGAAUCGGGAAUUUAUUAAUGCUAUCAUGGAGACAGAAGUAAUGAAAGAAUGCCACAGAUAUCUGAUAAAAGAGGGGAAAGCACCAGAAGAUGUGGGAAAAUUUAAAUGUCAGGUUUACAAUCUGUGGUUUAUGCUCAUCAGAAGAACAAAAGGUGACAGGGACCAGGAUUCGAGCAGUUUCGAGCAUGUGUUUGUUGGUGAAUAUCGAAACAAGGAGUUUAUUGGUCUGCACAAUUGGAUACAGAUUUAUCUACUAGAAAAAGCUGGCAAAAUAGAUUAUCAUGGGUAUCUGAAAAGGGACACGAUAAAGCAAGAUCAAUUUCCACGAUUGUUAGCACUGCAAUUUACAUAUCAUGAUGAGGAAGACGGUCCUAUGGAGAAACCAGUUUGUAGUACAUUCCUGGGUACCAGUCCAGAGUUUGAAAUUGCAGCAUAUACUCUCUGCUUUUUUCAUAAACAGGGCAAGAUUGAUGUUCAGCUGGAUGAGUAUGAGGUGGAGAUGGCCUGUUUGCCUCUCGGUAAAAAUCAUGUAGGGACAGCAUAUAUAGCUGCAGCCAAGUUUUAGUCUACAAAGGACCAGCUGUAUCAGACUAUGCAAAUCAUUACACAUGUUACUGUAGUUUUCACAUAUUUACACAAUAGCAACAUAAUUGCAACUUAACAAAUUAUUUUUACUCUCCUUGUAAAAAGAGAUUAAUCCUUUAUAUAGGGGUUUGUUAUAUAGCAAGUUAGGAUUUGGGCAUUAUUUAUAGAAACUUUCAGUAUGUAGGUGUAUGGAUAUAUUUUACUCCAAAAUUCCUUCAGUUUCUUUAAAGGCACUGACCUCCAGAUAUUGGCUAAAAAUGAUCUCUUUUUUUAGCCCACCAUCAUCAGAUGGUGGGCUAUUAAAAUCACUCUGCGUCCGUGGUCCGUCCGUCCGUCAUUCCGUCCGUCCGUCCGUUAACAAUUUCUCGUUAUCGCAUCUCCUCAGAAACUACUGGGGGGAUUUUGACCAAACUUUGUCAGAAUGAUGUGUUGGUACCCUAGUUGUGUCCCCCUGAAAAUCAGACUGGUUCAACAAUUUAUGAGUGAGUUAUGGCCCUUUGUUUAUUUCUAUAUUUUACAUAGAUUUAUAUAGGGAAAAACUUUGAAAACCUUCUUGUCCAAAACCACAGAGCCUAGGGUUUUUAUAUUUGGUUUGAAGCAUCAUCUAGUGGUCUUCUACCAAGAUGAUUCAAAUUAUACCCCUAGGGUCAAAUAUGGCCCCGCCCUGGGGGUCAUAUGGUUUACAUAGACUUAUAUAAGGAAAAACUUUGAAAAUCUUCUUGUCCAAACCAAAAAGCCUAAGGCUUUGAUACUUGUAAUGUAGCAUCAUCUAGUGGUUCUCUACCAAGUUUGUUCAAAUUAUCCCCCUAGGGUCAAAAAUGGCCCCGCCCCGGGGGUCACAUGGUUCAUAUAGACAUAUAUAGGGAAAAGCUUUUAAAAUGUUCUUGCCAAUAACUACAACAUUCAAAUUUGGACCACGUAUAUUUUUGAGGGGCAAGAUGAACCUUGACAUGAGUUGACCUCGAUUUUGACCUAGUGACCUACUUUCACAUUUCUGUAGCUACAGCCUUUAAAUUUGGACCACAUGUAUAUUUUUGAGUGGCAAGAUGAACCUUGACAUGAGUUGAACUUGAUUUUGACCUAGUGACCUACUUUCACAUUUCUGUAGCUAAAACCGUCAAAUUUGGACCACAUGCAUAGUUUUGUGCACUGGAAAAAACUUUUACCUUGAUUUUGACCUAGUGACCUACUUUCACAUUUUUGAAGGUACAGGCAUCAAAUUUGGACCAUAUGCAUAGUUCAGUGUUUCAAAAUGAAAUUUGACAUUGAUUUUGACCUAGUUACCUACUUUUACAUUUCUCAAGCUACAGCCUUCAAAUUUGGACCACAUGCAAAGGUUUGUGUACCGAAAAAAACUUUGACCUUCACGUUGACCUAGUGACCUGCUUUCACAUUUUUGAAGGUACAGGCUUCAAAUUUGGACCACAUGCAUAGUUUUGUAUUCCGAAAUAAAAUUUGACCUUGAUUUUGACCUAGUGACCUACUUUUACAUUUCUCAAGCUACAGCCUUCAAAUUUGGACCACUUGCAUAGUUUUGUGUACCGAAAUGAACUUUGACCUUUACAUUGACCUAGUGACCUACUUUCACAAUUUUAAGGUACAGGCUUUAAACUUGGACCACAUGCAUAGUUUUGUAUUCCAAAAUAAAAUUUGACCUUGAUUUUGACCUAGUGACCUACUUUUACAUUUCUCAAGCUUUACCCUUCAAAUUUGGACCACAUGCAUAAUUUUAUGUACCGAAAUGAACUUUGACCUUUACAUUGACCUAGUGACCUACUUUCACAUUUUUGAAGGUACAGGCUUCAAAUUUGGACCACAUGCAUAGUUUUGUAUUCCGAAAUAGAAUUUGACCUUGAUUUUGACCUAGUGACCUACUUUUACAUUUCUCAAGCUACAGCCUUCAAAUUUGGACCACUUGCAUAGUUUUGUGUAUCGAAAUGAUCUUUGACCUUAAGAUUGACCUAGUGACCUACUUUCACAUUUCUGUAGCUACAGGCUUCAAAUUUAGACCACAUGCAUAGGAUUGUGUACCGAAACAAACUUUGACCUUGACAUUGACCUAGUGAUCUACUUUCACAUUUCUCAAGCUACAGCUUUCGAGUUUGGACCAUAUGCACAGUGUUGUGUACGGAAAUGAAAUUUGACCUUGAGGUAGUCAGUAAGUCUUGAAAUUUGGAACACCCAAAAAUGGCACAUUGGUGGGCGCCAAGAUCACUCUGUGAUCUCUUGUUUUAAAUUAAAGUUUGGUCAUACUAUGAACAUUAGAAUACGAGUUUUUAUUUCUAACUAUCUUAAAAAUGCCAAAUCAAGAAAAAUCAUGGCAAUAAAAACUUCCCUUGUCGUUACCAAUACCGCCACAGAGGAGUAUGUAUUUCAUGUCGUUAAGUAUAGAUAUUUAUAAUUUAGGCAGUUUACCUCAAGUAAAGCUUUACAAAUGCUUUUUGAUUUUCAUUGUAAAAAUUAGUAAAAACAACUACAUGUAAUUCUCAUGUGUUUCCAUAACAUAUAGUCUGUCAGUAAUUAAGUUUCAAAGCAUUCAUUAAUUUCCCGAUACCUUAUUCUUUUUUGUUGAGGUAUGAUCUGGAGGUCAGUGCCUUUAAAGAGAAUGUAUUACUAUAGUUUUCUCUUACCUGGAAUAUGAAAAUUUUGUGUAUGCCCCUGCUGACUUUAUUAGCAGGUUCCUUCUUUUAAAGAUUAGUUACAAAAAAUUUUGAACAUCCCUCUCUAUUUGAUAACUCAAAAUGUGGAACAGUAUUAGAAACAACUAGCCGACAAUUUGCACUUUUAGUGUUACUCUUCACAUUAGAAACCAUAAAACAGCAUAUUUUGAAUGACCAGGCAAAGACAGUAUUACUGUUGUGGUAUGCCUUACAAAAUUGCAGGAAUUAUAAUUGUGCCAAUUCGCAGGUUGUAUAUUUUUCAAAGUGAAAUAUUUGUAUACUGGAAUAUGUUUCAUAGAAAGGUUGUAAGACUUUUUAUCUUUCAUCAGGUUUAUAUGAACAUGCAUUUGCAUACUCUGUUUUACAUGACAUUUUCCUUGCCUUUAGUCAAAUCUUGCUCAGUAAAAAAAUAUUUUUCAUGUUGUAAACUUAGUAAAUAGUUAUAGGUAUAUAUUAGGCUGUGGAAUCUUAUAUUUUUCAGUUUUACGUCAGUGACACUUGUUUUUCAUUUCUUGCCUUUUCACAUUUUUGCAUUUACAUUUCUGUUAAAAUGUGUAAAUACUGUUUUUAGUGAAUUUACACCUGGUGUGUUGGCAAUUUUUUAUGAUAUUUGAAAACUAUUUUAUACUUGAAUUUGUGUAAACUUAAGGAAGUGAAUCUGGUAAUUUCUGUUCAAUUACGUAUUCUUGUUUGCUAUAUAUGUAUUCUUAAGCAGCACAUGGCCUUUGUAUUAGCUGAAAAAUGUGAAAAUUACAUUAUGAAGAAAACGUAAUGAAAAAGAAAUUUCCAAUUGUUAUUGUUGGUCCACUACCUUAAAAAACUACAUGGUGAAGAGUACAUGAGUGUGGCAGAUUACUUUGAACUGUCAAAAUUAAAUCAAAUGCAAACAAAGAAGAAUGAAAUGCUGUUAUUCCAUGCAUUUUGAAUUUAAAGUGGUGCUACAUAACAUUUUACCUCCUAGAAUCUCAUAAUGCUCUAACUUUUUGCAAACUAUAUGUUUAUGUUCUUAUCAGUAGUAUAUUCAAUUUUUUGUUUAUAUCGGCUUAUAUGUAGUUCUUUAUAAACAUGUUGGUGCCUUUGGUUUGAACCCAAGGUAAAUUUUAUUGCAUUAUUAUAUCUUUGUUAUUGAUUUAUACUUGCAGAAAGGAGUUUGGGAAUGAAAACAAGCCAGUUUAAUUUUUAUAUUUUCUUACCUUGGAAUAUGCCAGUGAAAGUCGAAAGACAGGCUUCAUUUCAAAUGGGUUGAUGCAACUGUGUCUCAGAUAUGCUUUUACAGCCUGAAGGGGAAAAAAGCUAUUUAACAAGUUAUCAUGUGAUAAAUUUACCUGUAAAUGUAUCUUGAAAUUAUCAAAAAACAAGUUUGAAAACCAGUCUCAAAAGUCUAGCAUCUGAUUCGCUAUUUCUAAGAACAACUUUGAAAUUGACCAAUGACAAGGCUGCAUUCAAAGACUGGUAUCCAAUCUUAGUUUUAUAAAUUUGUACCAUUUUCUGGGGUAGAUCCUGUUCGCUAAAUAUCAUUCAACACUAGUGGUAAUGAAAGAAUACAUGACACCUACAACUACUAUAUUCAUGGGGUUUUCACAAGAUGAUUACCAGGUCCCACUAUUAAAAUUUUACUUAACACUGAGAAUAAAUCUAGAUUUAUAUAUUUUUUAGAACGUGUAGAGUUUCUCUUUUCAAAACAAAACAAAACAAAACCUACUAAACUUAGGGUUGCAUUAUUAAUGACAUGGGGAAAGGUCAGUCAUAUGAUUUGUUUUCGAUGAAUGAACAUUUUUAACAUUUUUUUCUGUAGCUUGUUGCGUCUUCCUAAACUGUUAAAUGUUUAAAAUGCACCAUUAAACAUGCAAUAUUUUCUUUUUAAUUCUGUGCAAUAAAACAACUGUUAAACUUUGUUUUGUAGUAUUGAGAAUUUAUUCAGUAUGUUUUCCAGUGAAAAACUAUAUUGAAAGCACUUCUUCUUUUUCAAUAGUUUGUUUCAAAAGAGGUACUAUAUUACUUACAUUGGCUAUCGUGAAAUUACUCCAGUUCGAUAAAACUAGAGUUUUGAGACCAUUCCCAGAAAUGCUGCUUUGUUAUUGGACAAUUUCAACAUUGAACUCAGUAACAGCCAAUCAGGUGCUAGAAUUGCGAGACAGGUCUCUCAACUGUAGAUUUAUGAUCUAGGACUUGUGUCUUCUUAUUGUCAACCUACAUUAGCUGUUGAUUAGCUGUUGCAAAUAUUAUGUUUAAAAUUUUACCUUGUUACAUAGUGUUCUUCACCUUGUUAUAAGUGUUCUAUUUUUAGCUCACCUGUCACAAAGUGACAAGGUGAGCUUUUGUGAUCGCGCGGUGUCCGUCGUCCGUCGUCCGUGCGUCCGUCCGUAAACUUUUUGCUUGUGACCACUCUAGAGGUCACAUUUUUCAUGGGAUCUUUAUGAAAGUUGGUCAGAAUGUUCAUCUUGAUGAUAUCUAGGUCAAGUUCGAAACUGGGUCACGUGCCUUCAAAAACUAGGUCAGUAGGUCUAAAAAUAGAAAAACCUUGUGACCUCUCUAGAGGCCAUAUAUUUGACAAGAUCGUCAUGAAAAUUGGUCAGAAUGUUCACCUUGAUGAUAUCUAGGUCAAGUUCGAAACUGGGUCACGUGCCGUCAAAAACUAGGUCAGUAGGUCUAAAAAUAGAAAAACCUUGUGACCUCUCUAGAGGCCAUAUAUUUCACAAGAUCUUCAUGAAAAUUCGUCAGAACGUUCAUCUUGAUGAUAUCUAGGUCAAGUUCGAAACUGGGUCACGUGCCUUCAAAAACUAGAUCAGUAGGUCAAAUAAUAGAAAAACCUUGUGACCUCUCUAAAGGCCACAUUUUUCAUGGGAUCUGUAUGAAAGUUGAUCUGAAUGUUCAUCUUGAUGAUAUCUAGGUCUAGUUCGAAACUGGGUCACGUGCAGUCAAAAACUAGGUCAGUAGGUCUAAAAAUAGAAAAACCUUGUGACCUCUCUAGAGGCCAUAUAUUUCAUGAGAUCUUCAUGAAAAUUGGUCAGAAUGUUUACCAUGAUGAUAUCUAGGUCAAGUUCGAAAUUGGGUCACAUGCCCUCAAAAACUAGGUCAGUAGGUCAAAUAAUAGAAAAACCUUGUGACCUCUCUAGAGGCCAUAUUUUUCAUGGGAUCUGUAUGAAAGUUGGUCUGAAUGUUCAUCUUUAUGAUAUCUAGGUCUUUUUCGAAAGUGGGUCACGUGCCGUCAAAAACUAGGUCAGUAGGUCAAAUAAUAGAAAAACCUUGUGACCUCUCUAAAGGCCAUAUUUUUCAUGGGAUCUGUAUGAAAGUUGGUCUGAAUGUUCAUCUUGAUGAUAUCUAGGUCAAGUUCGAAACAGGGUCAUGUGCAAUCAAAAACUAGGUUAGUAGGUCUAAAAAUAGAAAAACCUUGUGACCUCUCUAGAGGCCAUACUUGUGAAUGGAUCUCCAUAAAAAUUGGUCAGAAUGUUCACCUUGAUGAUAUCUAGGUCAAGUUUGAAACUGGGUCACGUGCCUUAAAAAGCUAGGUCAGUAGGUCAAAUAAUAAAAAAACCUUGUGACCUCUCUAGAGGCCAUACUUUUCAUGGGAUCUGUAUGAAAGUUGGUCUGAAUGUUCAUCUUGAUGAUAUCUAGGUCAAGUUUGAAACUGGGUCAACUGCGGUCAAAAACUAGGUCAGUAGGUCUAAAAUUAGAAAAAUCUUUUGACCUCUCUAGAGGCCAUAUUUUUCAAUGAAUCUUCAUGAAAAUUGAUCUGAAUGUUCACCUUGAUGAUAUAUAGGUCAAUUUCGAAACUGGGUCACGUGCGAUCAAAAACUAGGCCAGUAGGUAUAAAAAUAGAAAAACCUUGUGACCUCUCUAGAGGCCAUAUUUGUCAUGAGAUCUUCAUGAAAAUUAGUGAGAAUGUUCACCUUGAUGAUAUCUAGGUAAAAUUCAAAACAGGGUCACGUACCUUUGAAAACUAGGUCAAUAGGUCAAAUAAUAGAAAAACCUUGUGACCUCUCUAAGAGACCAUAUUUUUCAAUGGAUCUUCUUGAAAAUUGGUCAGAAUUUUUAUCUUGAUAAUAUCUAGGUCAGGUUCAAAACUGGGUCACAUGAGCUCAGAAACUAGGUCACUAUGUCAAAUAAUAGAAAAAACGACUUCAUACUCAAAACUGGGUCAUGUGGGAAGAGGUGAGCGAUUCAGGACCAUCAUGGUCCUCUUGUUUUUGUUAUUCCGUUUUUUAACUGUACCUUUAACGGAAGUUGUAAGAUUUAUACUGUAUUUCAGAAAUUAUAUGCUAUAUUAGUUAUGUAAUUUUGGGUAUUUAAAAUGUAGUUCAUUUUAUAUUUUUCUUCAUUCAUGGAAUAUUGGUUGUAUUUUUUAUUUCCCACUUGACGGGUAAUUGUAGGGGAAUGUUUUAUAUAAUGAUUUUAACUUUAUGCUCUUUCUUCCCAACUUAAGUGCCUGAGUGUUUCGAAAAUGAAUGUAAGACCUUACCAGAUUGGAUCUGUGUCUAAUAUUUUUGGGGUAGAAGGCUUUCUUCUCUUCCUUUUUUUUUUUUUGUUUAACUUUGCACAGACACAAUUAUAGGUCAUCACUCAUAAAUUAUGGUGACUUUCCAGCUGCGAUGGUGGAUGAAGACCCCCAGAUGCCCCUCUGUGCAUUAUUUCAUCACAGGCGGGCGGGCAUGUGGGUAGAACCACUGACCAUCCAUAAGCCAGCUGGAUGGCUUCCUCACAUGAAGAAUUUAAUGCCCAGAGUGAGGCUCAAACCCACAUCAGUGAGGGGCAAGUGUUUGGAAGGCUUUCAGCUGAUUGGAAGAAAAAAAGUUGAAGAAGUUAAAAACUUGAUUGAUGACAUAUAAAACAAAAUCAAAAUGACUUUUCUUGUUUAUUACUGAAUUACUACAUUAAGGUCCGGGUAUUUCCGCUGAAUAAAAACUAACAGGUUACAACUGAUUAUAUAGCAUAAAAAUUAUAUUGUGAGAACUUGAAUGAAUUUAUCGUGGUGGUAAAGUUAUCAGAAAGUCACAAAAAUUUGGUUUUAGUUUACUAAACACUUUGUAUUUUUUCCUUUGAAAAUUGAUAGGGACACUAAACAUAGAUCCAAUUUGAUAUGGUUAAAGGGAGCUCAUCAGCUUAAUCAGUUUUAUAUAUGUAAGGCACUUUACAAUCUGCUCUUUUCAUUACUGCCAAAUCAGAUUUGUCAACAGUAUAUUAUAUUCAGUCUUUUUUUAAUUACAAUACUUAAAGUGCAGAAUGUUACUAAAUAAAGGUUGACUUUCCAAAGUUUCUUUAAUCCUUAUGCUAGAUAUUUCCUGUGGUAAACUUUCUUGCCAGGUUAUCAACAUUUUAUACUAAUUGAUUAUUAAUAUUAUAUUAUACCAAGGUUGAGGUAAAUAAUCUAUUAUUUGUAGUAUUUUCAGUGUUCAUUUUUUUGUUACUGUAUGUAUUUUAGAAUAAAAUUUUGUAUGCACCUU
Molecule: messenger RNA, 9107 nt
Organism: Mercenaria mercenaria
Lineage: Eukaryota; Metazoa; Mollusca; Bivalvia; Venerida; Veneridae
Product: poly(U)-specific endoribonuclease-B-like
Exons: 7
Coding region: 105-986 (293 amino acids)
Molecular function (GO): RNA endonuclease activity
Source: RefSeq, a predicted model, not a curated record